AUGAGUUCAGGAUAUCCGGCUCCGCCUGUUCACCACUCGCAGGCUUAUGCGCCCGAGAUGUCAGGCCCUUCCGCACACCAUCCGGGCUACGCCCAACUUCCUCCCCCAUUGUCUUAUAGUUAUCAGCAAGAUCCCAUAACCAACCCUCACCGUGCAAACAUGCCUCCGCCGCGAACGAAUAUGGCCCCGCCCAACAUGCCUGGUCCCAGAGAUCGUGCUGGUGAGCUUGGUACGACAGAGAACGGCGUCAACAGUUCUGGUCCUAAUCCACUUUCUUCCAAGCCUGGACCUGAAGAAAAAGACAAACCGGCUCCCCAGCCAAUUGAGGGCACCGACGCGACUAGGAAAUAUAGACUUGAGGUGGUCCAGCAACCUCUGAGAGCGAGAAUGUGCGGUUUUGGUGACAAGGACCGACGGCCUAUUACUCCCCCGCCCUGCAUCAGACUAGUAGUGAUGGACAAGACUACGGGCAAAGAAGUAGAUUGCAACGAGGUUGAACAUCAACAUUAUGUAUUACACGUGGAUCUCUGGUCCGAAAAUGGAGACAAGGAGGUCAACCUUGUCAAGCAUUCUCAGCAGUCGCCUUCGAUUUCAUCUACGCAAGCUUCAUCUUUCCGAGAAGUGAUCGAGGGAAGCCAGGCGGGAGGUUAUGGAUAUCAGUCUAUUGUGCCGUCGAACCGCGAAUACGCACAGCAAACUAGCCCUGCUUACCCUCACGCAAUGCCUCCUUAUCAACCAGACCCGUAUAACCAAGGAUACGGUUACCCCCCUCAAGCCCAACCGUAUGGCUAUCCCGGUGGCGGUUACAGAAAUGACAUGGUACCAGGUGUGCCUCAGUUGCCUUCGCAGCCCAUGUUCGGACCCCGGUUCUCCCAGGAUAUGUCGGGACAUCAGAUGACGCACAACCGUCUGAUGGGACCUCAAUCACCAAAUGGCAUGUACACGAGAAAUCUCAUCGGUAGCCUCGCUGCAAGCGCUUCACGUCUCACCGAUCCCACAGAUAAGAUUGGAAUCUGGUUUAUUUUACAGGAUUUAAGUGUCCGGACAGAAGGGUGGUUUAGAUUACGAUUUUCCUUCAUCAACCUACGACGGCCAGAUGCGAUAACUAAUGGCGGCAGCGAUGCCGAACUCCUAAAUAGAGGCAGGGCUCCAGUCCUUGCGCAGGUCUUCAGCGAGAAGUUCCAAGUAUAUUCGGCAAAGAAAUUUCCAGGUGUCUGCGAAAGCACUGCUCUCAGCAAGUGCUUCGCCGUGCAGGGUGUUAAGAUCCCGAUCAGAAAGGACGGCCAGGACGGAAAAGGGAGCAAAGGCCGAGGAUCGGACGACGAGGAUGAUAACUAAGAUAAAUUACCUUUUAUUCUUUUCUCUCUCUCUCUCGGGUACGGGCGGUGUCGGCUCCCUUUGAUGAGAAUUACGGGCAUGACAUUGCCCGGUGACAUCAAGUUCAGAACAGGAAAAGCUACCUCGCCACGGCGUGCUCAUCACGGCACGUGCGCUCAUAUCAUUUUACAAAACAGGUAUGUGGCGGAAUGGAUCUUGGAUUACAAGGUGCAGAAUAGAGAGGCCCAUUUGAUGCCGGCAAAAGACGAGGUUCAGGCGACUAAAGGGGCAAGUUGAAAAUCAGCCAGCUGGGCCCUAGCAUUACCUACCUGAGGUUAACAGUUACCCAAGGUUUUUUACGUUUUACGUUUGCAAAACCGAUGGUUUGGUUCUGCAAUAUACCCGCCAUAGUACAGGUCAGAUAUGAAAGCGAUGAAUUAGAAAA
Molecule: messenger RNA, 1762 nt
Organism: Daldinia vernicosa
Lineage: Eukaryota; Fungi; Ascomycota; Sordariomycetes; Xylariales; Hypoxylaceae
Exons: 6
Coding region: 1-1338 (445 amino acids)
Source: RefSeq, a predicted model, not a curated record